Messenger RNA from Emys orbicularis (European pond turtle), 591 nucleotides. RefSeq names its product transcription factor 24 (gene TCF24). The record is from RefSeq and is a predicted model, not a curated record. Gene Ontology annotation, biological process: developmental process; regulation of transcription by RNA polymerase II. The coding region runs from base 1 to 591 and encodes 196 amino acids. Lineage: Eukaryota; Metazoa; Chordata; Testudines; Emydidae. Gene Ontology annotation, molecular function: DNA-binding transcription factor activity, RNA polymerase II-specific; protein dimerization activity; RNA polymerase II transcription regulatory region sequence-specific DNA binding. The transcript has 2 exons.
AUGGGUUUGCAGCACUGCUACUGCUGCAGGGGUUGGAUGGUUUCAGAGCUGCUCUUGUUGAUUACAGGUCCCUGUCCACCUGGGAAGUCACAAAUGGACUGUAGAAAUGUAUCUGAGAACAGCAAGGAGAUCUCCAGCUCUUGUUUGGAGCCUGACUCACUGCUGCCCCCAGCAUCUGGCAGUGAUUCUUGCUCCUCCUCCUCAGCCGGACAACGAGUUGGGGCAACUGCUGGGAGACCAGCAGCUGCAAAUGCUGCCCGGGAGCGUAGCCGAGUGCAGACCCUGCGCCAUGCCUUUCUGGAGCUGCAGAGGACCCUGCCCUCUGUGCCACCUGACACCAAGCUCUCCAAGUUGGAUGUGCUGCUCCUGGCCACCACGUAUAUUGCACACCUCACCCGUAGCCUACAGGAUGAGGAAGAGUUGCCUGGGGAGGGCUUGGGCACCCUGAGAGGGGAUGGCUACCUGCACCCGGUCAAGAAAUGGCCAAUGCGAUCCAGGUUAUAUAUUGGAGCUACAGGACAGUUUUUGAAUCACUCAGUGCAAGCAGAAAAUGCAAACCAAGGAGAAACAUCAACAAAUUCACAAAGCUAA